UGCCAAGCAGCGGAGCCCCCAUCUAACGGGCCUCGUUAUCACGAUCCUUUCAAAGGAAUCGCAGCCGCGUAAACCGAAGGGAAGCCGAAGAGAUCUCAAAUUUGUAUUUUCUGUAAAACAAGAAAAGAAUAAAAUUAAUCGAAUCGGAUUCGUGGGAUCUGUCGGUAGCCGCAGUUACCCGGGGCAAGAUAAUAAAAGGGAGAACAAAGAGAUACUCCAUACUAAAUACAUCAGUGUACUAAUAUGUCGUACACAGAGAGCAGAGGAUAAAUGACGAUAAAUUAAAAGAUUUAAUAUCUAAAGGAAUAAUUCUUUUACCGGGUGCCGUGUUAAGAAGUUCUUCCUGUUCUCGAGCUUGUGAAAUACUUUUCACCAGAACUCUUGGAAACGUCAGACUUUUGUCUUCUCUGUGUCAAUCAGAUAAAGAGUGUCGUUAGAUUUUCCUGUUAACGAUCCUCUCGGUCGAUUAUCGUUUUACAAAAUGAAGCCACCUGCAUACAAUACCGCGGAGGUUCAGCAGAUCUCCCAGGAACAGGGAGAGAGGAACGUAGCCAUGGCCGUGUGUGUACAAUUGGCGGGUCGAGCGAUUAUACGUGUGGUUUCCAGAUGCGAGGAAGCCCAGGACAAUUGUAAUUUAGAUUUGUCUGAGUGUCAAUUAAUGCAAGUACCGGACGCAGUCUAUCAUUUGAUGAGACACACGGAAUUAAAGAGAUGCGACCUGUCGGGAAACGUUAUUACAAAAAUCCCACCAAAAUUCGCAGUGAAGUUCUCGCUGAUUACAGAACUCAACCUGAGUCACAAUCAAAUGUGCAAACUCCCCGAGGAACUCGCCGAGCUCCAGGCUCUGGAGAUGCUGGACAUUUCACACAAUACCUAUAUCGCCUUACCAUCUGUAACCUUCCGGAUACCUCAGCUGAAGCAGCUCUUGGCUAACAACAACUCCAUCAUCGAGGUUGACGUCGAGAGGUUGAAGCUUGCGCCAGCACUAGAAUUCGUCGAUCUCCAAGAGAAUCCAUUGACGCCACGAGUUCACGACGCCCUGAGUUCCGUGACGCUCAUCAAAAUCGAAAUGACGCCUCGCGAGGCAGAGGAAUGGGAAGACCUAACCGUCUGAGAUAUCCUCGGCAAAGACUGUGAGAUCCUAAGAGGGAUAGGAAAGUAAGGAAUUUCCCUGAAGAAAAAGGAUCGUCGGCGUCGUCAUCGUCAAUCGUUCGUGCUGACGGUGCAGACACCUAAAAACGACGUCCCGUCUUCGCUCGACUGAGGUUGCUCAAGACUUCGCGAGACGUUCGCGUCGCGCGAAUCAUAUAGAAGAAAGAAAAAAUAAAUAAAAACCUAGUAUUUUGUACAGUGAGAAUAGACUGAACUGACACACACGUGGCAUACGACGACGGUGCGGGACAAUCGCCAAAGUGAUCAAUCGUAUCUCUAAUUACCUAUUAUUACUAAUUAAUGUACUUAAAUGAGAGUCCACUCGCCUGCUAAGCCCUAAAUUGUUAUCAAGUAUUAUUCGCGAGAAGUCAAUUCUACCGGUGUGACGUUGUGUAUCACUUCCGGUGACGUAGUUUACCUCCGGUGACGCAUCGCCCCGAGGAACUCGGUACGGUUUUACGACCGAGAUUUAUGCGCUAUGGCUUUCUUUUCUUUUUAAUUUUAUUAUAAUUUUUUUUCUACCUUUUUACAAGGCAUUUUAACGGUCUCACGAGUGUGAAAAAAAAACCUUUUAUCUCGUCUUAUCGAACAAAGUCUUCUCUGUUUUUCUUUUUCGUAGCUAGAGUUCCUCGCGAAUUCACUGGCUGAAUUAACAAGAUAGCGAGGUAACGCGAGGUGUAUGUGAAUUCGCCUUAAGUAAAAUCUACUGUAUAUUGUUGCAACAGUAUUCUCGGAGCGGGUGUGUAACACGUAAUAUAAAUUAACGAACCGUAAGAUGCUAACGAUGCUCCUGCUUUUUUUUUCUCUUGUAAUUUGCCUAACUUGAACAUCUUUUCAUUUAUACGUAAAACGGAAUUCUUCUGAAUUUCCUGGUUUUCUUUUUUAACCUUGAAUUUACUUCAAUUGCUAUGAAACAAUUGUUAAUGUAACUCCGUGCGAUAAUAUCCGUGUUUGUUCAUCUAAUAAGUACGACUGCCAGUGUUCGUUGAUUUUUUGUUGUCGAUUUCAUGUACCAAUGAAACAACGACGACGUCGAAAUAAUCAAGUUUUGUAAAAGAAAUACGAACAAACGUAAUCGUCCAUGAUACGAUUACAGCGAUACAAUAAUAAGCAUUUUUUUGUGAUUUUGGAUUACGCUAAAUAGGCUGUUCGUAUUACGUUUUAUAUAUAUAUGUGUAUUUUUGAAGCUCCAACAAUUUUAAAAGUCCCAUUGUAUUUCAUUUGUACACGUAUCUCCAGGCGUGUAUGUAUAUAAGACGCAGGACGAGAGCGCGCGAUAAAAAAGUUAAAAAAAAAAAAAAGAAUUAGAAAAAAUAAUAGAACAAGUAGAAAACGAGGAAUUGUAUCCUAAACUCGAUUAAGCCUUGUAUUAUUCUGUAUUUUUCUCUCUCUUUUAGUUUUGUUUUCUUUCGAUCUAGUCAAUUGUCCAUAAUGGGACGUUGCAAUACACUUUGCGAAAAAAAAAAAAAAGAAUACGACGAGAAACAACAAACCAAUUACGCUUACUUUCCGCAAUCCCUUUCGCACAUCUUAUGCGUUAUUUAUAAUAAUUACAGCUUUACAGAUGGAGUCGCGUGUCCCGUGAUUUUUGACAGUGAAGAUAAAUGGGUCGUGCGACAAUAUCGAAAACAAGAAGAACAACGUGCCAAUGGAUACGCGCCAAGAAAAGUGAAAUUAACGUGAUAACUCUCGUUGUCGGAAAAACAAAAGAAAAAAGAAAAUUUUUAAUUAAAGGGUGAAGCCCACAAAAUGGCGUUGGGAUCUUGACUACUGCUAGACACGGGUUCUUUCGUGAAAUAUGAACUCGACCGUAUAUCGUAAUAGCGAUCGUGCACUAAAUAAAAAUGAGUUACAUUGGUUUAGUAUAUUUUCUCAAUAUUAAUAAUUAAUAAUUAAAUGUAUAAUGAGUCGCAGAGUUAAUUAUCUACAAUACUUGUCAAUGGAUAUAAAAUCACAAAAUAUACAUAGAAUGGACACGUUCAAUUUUAA
Cephus cinctus (wheat stem sawfly) is the source of this 3141-nucleotide messenger RNA. RefSeq names its product leucine-rich repeat protein soc-2 (gene Sclp). Gene Ontology annotation, molecular function: protein binding. The record is from RefSeq and is a predicted model, not a curated record. The transcript has 4 exons. NCBI's taxonomy places the organism in Eukaryota, Metazoa, Arthropoda, Insecta, Hymenoptera, Cephidae. Bases 482 to 1114 code for a protein of 210 amino acids.